CUGCGCUGAGGACCGCUUGGUACUUGGCUGCUUUUAUGAUUUCCACCGCCUUGGCGACGCAGCCGCGCCGGUGUCGGAGAUCGACAGCGCCCCCAGGCCCAGGGCAGUCGAUGAUGUUCUUUCAGGUUCAUCUCUGUGUCUGAACCUGCAGCUGCAUUCCCCUCCCGCUGCUCCACCUUCGGCUCCAGCACCGGCCUGCCUCUGUCCCAAGUCCCAACGACCUCCAGCGCCUCAGCACAACCGCCGCUGGCCGCCACAAGCCCUGCAUGGCUCGACGACAUAUCCCUGCCCCCAUCACCCUCGAGGAGAUCUUUGCCAAUCCUUUCGUUGUGGCCAUCCAGACACACUACCAGUCGAUCCUUGUCUCGCUUCGCUACAAUGACUGGAUCCUUGCUGUUCCGCACGCUUCGUCUUUUACAUCAAUGUUCACCGAUAGGGAAAUCGCCUUCUCGGAAGAGUUUGUCGCCACGCACGUCCUGCGGUCCAUCUCGAGCGACAACGGCUACAUCACGCUCGAUAACAAGAAAGUCUACGUCAAAGAUCAUCAUCUGGUGACCGAUAAAGGUUUCUCAGAGUCCCGCAAGUGUCUCGUCCUUUUCGAUGAUAUCAUUCAGGACGACGGACCAAACAAAUCCGGUAUCGCCGUAUACUGCAUCGACCAGCCCCUGGUGCGGCUCGGUGGUGUCGAGGACGAGUCGACAAGGCAUAUUGCUGAAUCGGCAGUGAGCUUCCGCAAGAUUAUCGACGCCAUGGAGACUGGAAAGGUCGAGAUCUCCAAGAUAGAGGAGGCGGUGCUUGCCUUUAACGAUCGCGCCGUGGAGAUUGAUUCCUUGGAGACCCUCAAAGAUGAGGUCAAGCUACUGGUCGAAAAGUGCUUUGUGACCUUGGGCGCCAUCGACGAAAAAGCCCUGCGCGGCGCUUUGGAGAAGUACGGAAUCGAGCACGAGAUGGUCUUCCAGGCAGCUGAGACCUUCAUCAUGGAGUCAGCGUACGAAAUUUUGUUCUUCAAAGUCUGCUCCUACCACCGCGAGAAAGAUACGGUGUUUUCAGAGGUUUUAGUGGAUCUCCAGGAUCUCGAUCUGCGGCAAAUGGGUCUUCCCGAGCAGUACGGUUGGGGCCUCAUGAUGGCGGUCAAGGAGUUCCAGACUGUCGCCGCCCUGCGGACUCCGUUCGAGAAGAUUCGGUGUCUAAUGCGGAGUAUCGAGCUCUUCAGCUCCUUGCCAAGCAACAGCUCGUCGCCAGACCGACCGCCGAUCCUCAGUGGAGACGUCAUCAUUCCGCUGAUGGCGAUGAUGGUUAUCCGUAGCAAUGUCGUGAAUCUGCAUUCAAGCCUGUACUUUAUGAACAACUUUACCUUUGGACACGACGUUCUCAUUGGCGAAUACGGCUAUGCGUUGUCGUCCCUCGAGGCCGCGUCGACUUAUCUGGAAGAGCACCACUCGCUGCUAUCAACGGGUGCUCGGCGCAACAGAAGCUACUGGAGCGCUGUCCGAUGCGGGGACUUGACUGCCGUCAAAUAUUACUUUGAAGGAAAGGUCCAUAGAGAAGAGCACGAGCCAAUCUCGGCAAAGUCUGCAACGCCAUCCCUCACUGCGGAUGCAUCUGUGAUAUGCGACGCUGCAAGGAGCCGCGAUGUCAACGGCGACGAUGCCGUGCUGAUGGCUGUCCAAAGCGCAAGACUGGAGGUCCUCAAGUACUUACUCGAAUCCGGAAUGUGUCCCGCCACCUCCAACUACAACGAUACCUCGGUGUUGCAUAUUUGUGCAGCCAGUGACGCCCACCUCCCGAUUGCGCACUACUUGCUCGACCAUCAUUCGGGUGCCAUCGACAUCGAGGCCCGCGACCAUCAAGGCAACACCCCACUUCUGGUGGCUGUCCAGCACCAUAACGAGCCGCUCUUUAUACUCCUCCUUGAAAAGGGGGCCAACGCCCAGGCCCAAAACGAUGCGGGCAUGUCCAUCAUUCAUUCGGGCAACGCAUCAGAUAUCCGCUCAUUGCUCGGUGCCCAGCGUCGUCUGGGAUUCAGCAUCAACCUGAAUCUUUGGUCACAUGACGGUCUGACUCCCCUGCUCUACCACUGCCAGCAUGGCCAUGCAUUGGAGAUUGAGGAGCUAAUCUGGCAAGACUCGGUCGAUUUAAUGGCCCAGGACCUGGGCCAACGAACGCCGCUCCAUCUGUGUGCGUUCAAAGGACUCGCCCACGCAGUCGAGAUGCUUCUUCAGACUCCCGCCGUCGCCGUCGAUGCUGAAAGUUUGCGCGGCAACACCGCCUUGCAUGCCGCGGCCGACUCUGGCAACUUUGCAAUUGCCCAUCUUCUCCUAGAAGCCGGUGCUGAUCCUGCCAAGCGCAAUGCACAAGGGAGGUCCCCGGCCGAUCUCUCCAAGGAGGAGGCGCUCACAGAUCUUCUGGACGACUAUGGUCUGUUCGCAAGCUGCACACACGUGCCAAAGAAUCUCGGGGAAAAGGUCGCUGCGAUCGUUCGAGCCGUCGUCGAAUCGGACAAAGUGUACUUUGUGGUCAAAUCAGGCACGUUCCGCGAUGUCGCCAGCAUAACAACGGUGUUCCGAGAGCUCGACGACUUUCGGUUCCUAAGAUCGCAGCUUUUGGAAGAAUAUUCGGAAGUCUGUUUACCCGAGUUUGAAGACCUGUUCGACACUCGCCAGAUAUCGGCUGCGGUUCUGAAGAACAAUCCUUCCAGCGCUUCCCGCACGCUGAGGAAGAUCAUCAAGCGAUUGACCGUGCUUUUUGACUACCUGCUUUCGCACCCGACGCUCAAGGAUCACGAACUUGUCUGGGAAUUUCUCGUGCUCUCGGACCUCGAGCUCGACAUGAUCAAGGCCCGUAGCGCCUCCAAGAUUGAAUACCUGCUUGAGAACAUCUUUGAAUCCUACGCCCCCAUUGUCGAGGACCUGGAGAAAAGCGAUGCCGAGUUUCACAACGUGGCGGAAGUGUUUGGCGCCCUGGUUGGAAGUAGCGGAACCGGAGGCGUCAGGAGCAUCGCCAACUCGGCUAGAAGAAUGGGCAAGCUCAGAAGAGACUUUGCAAACAACAUUCGGACGCUGCGCUACCACAUGUCCAAGCCAUCUUUGGAUCUAUUUCCUCGCAAGGAUGGCGUAGCAACCGCCCUCAAGUGUUUGGGCGACAUCAGCACCCGCCAGAGUGCCAUCGACACCUGGGAGAUCGGAGAGGUCUUUCUUGAAUCCGCAACAGGUAUCGCCGGAGCCUUGUCAGUGCUCCCGAGGCAUGAUGAGGUGGCGGCGGUUUUCAGAACCAACUCCAAGCACACGGCGACCAUACAGAGCCAGCUCACUCGAGUCGAGGCCCAAGCCAAGACCAAUAGCACCGACGAGAAUGUCAAGAAGCUCAGCGAGAUCUACUUUCAAUAUCAGACAUCCUCGCGAGAGACUCAAAGGAAUGCUAGCCUCCUCAACUACACUGAUAUCUCUCUCCGCAGCGAGCUGCAACGCUUCCACGAGUAUCAGGACAACACAUAUGAUCAACUGCUUCGCACCUAUGCUCAGAAGCAGAUACAAUGCGAAAAGGAAGCCGUGGACAGUAUCCUAAAAGCCUUGGAUAUGCUUGAGUGCACCAUGGAGGAUCUGCCGUGAUCCACUUUGGCUGACAGCGCCGCCAAAGUGAGCGCAGCCGGCCCAUACUGCUGGUGAAUGCUUCGGUACAUCUAUCGAGUUGGAGCGGGAUGGAUGUCUUGGGCCGGUGCUUGCUUUGCGUCGCAGGUUUUGGCUGGUCGUCUCGCGGAAUACAGGACCGCUCCGGGCUGUUCCGGGCUGUCGAUACGGCGAUCGCA
Molecule: messenger RNA, 3805 nt
Organism: Polychytrium aggregatum
Lineage: Eukaryota; Fungi; Chytridiomycota; Chytridiomycetes; Polychytriales
Exons: 22
Coding region: 267-3608 (1113 amino acids)
Biological process (GO): early endosome to late endosome transport
Cellular component (GO): early endosome; tubular endosome; plasma membrane
Molecular function (GO): phosphatidylinositol binding; SNARE binding; guanyl-nucleotide exchange factor activity
Source: RefSeq, a predicted model, not a curated record